AUGGGGAACGCCAAAAGCAGCGCCAUGUCCAAGGUGAUCUUGGAGGAUCUGAAACUCAACACCAGAUUCACAGAAGAAGAGCUGUCACAAUGGUACGAGAACUUUCAGAAGCAGUGCCCAUCCGGCCGCAUCACGCCAGAUGAGUUUUCAAAGAUCUACGAGCGGUUCUUCCCAGACAGUGACACUACGUCUUACGCCCAGCACGUCUUUCGUUCCUUCGAUACAAAUGAUGAUGGGACACUGGAUUUCAAGGAAUACAUCAUUGCUCUUCAUAUGACGUCAACUGGAAAGACAGAGCGUAAACUGGAGUGGGCCUUCUCUCUCUUUGAUGUUGACAAGAAUGGCUAUAUCACCAAGACAGAAUUGAAGGAAAUCUGCCAGGCUAUCUUUAAGCUGAUCCCCAAAGAGGAACAAGAGAAGCUUCCGGACGAUGAGAACACUGCAGAGAAAAGAGGAGACAAACUGUGGUCCUUCUUUAAUAAGAACGAAAAUGAUCGGCUGGCAGAGGGCGAGUUUAUUCAGGGCAUUCUUGACAAUGAAGAUGCUCUUCACUUUAUUCAGUAUGAGCCCCCAAAGUAA
Molecule: messenger RNA, 579 nt
Organism: Triplophysa dalaica
Lineage: Eukaryota; Metazoa; Chordata; Actinopteri; Cypriniformes; Nemacheilidae
Gene: rcvrn2
Product: recoverin 2
Exons: 3
Coding region: 1-579 (192 amino acids)
Molecular function (GO): calcium ion binding
Source: RefSeq, a predicted model, not a curated record